Lates calcarifer (barramundi perch) is the source of this 2199-nucleotide messenger RNA. RefSeq names its product zinc finger containing ubiquitin peptidase 1 (gene zup1). Lineage: Eukaryota; Metazoa; Chordata; Actinopteri; Centropomidae. The transcript has 13 exons. The record is from RefSeq and is a predicted model, not a curated record. Bases 157 to 2055 code for a protein of 632 amino acids.
CGGAAGUUUUAUCAUUUUCUGGUGGCGCCUUAAGCGGAAUUUCUGGAAAGCACAACGUGCAGGUUUCGGAGCUGCAGAAAGGAAAGUAAAAUCCUGGUCGUGUGUUCGGUGUGAACCCUGAACAACCCUGAACUUACAGCGCUGACCGCUACAGCCAUGCUGACCUGUGAAAUCUGUGGUGAGGAGAUGAUUCUGGCAGAGGACCUGCAGACACAUCUCCUCCUCAGCCACCUGGAAAAUGACAUGCACUGUCCACUCUGCUCCCUGUCUGGAGUGUCCUAUGAUGAACUCUGUUUCCACAUCAGCUCUGCACAUCCAGAGAAGCCGCACAGAGAGCUGGGUGCAGCUCACCUCACAUCCACUUCAGGCUGCUCAGCUGGACCAAACACUAGUGUAACUGAGAGCGAGAAGCUUCAAAUCUCUCACCCGUGCUCAGAUGGGGUUAGCAGUGAUAGAGCUGGUGAAGUGACACCCCCCAGUGUCUCUAGCGCCCACACAGACAUGGUGCAACCUAAACAGAAUAGUACACCUGAAAGUGGGUGUUCAUCACCUGGGGAAACAUGGAGCCCUGAAACCAGACAGGAGUCUGUCAGGCACUGUUAUAAACACGAUAAUGGAGUUAAAUCUGAGCACAGCAAAACCAAAGCGACCCAGCUGUCUUCACCAAGAAAAGAGAAGCUGUUCUCCUGCCCCAUGUGUUCACUGGUCUGCAGCAGCUGUUUCAUCCUGCAGGAGCAUGUUGAGUUGCAUCUGCAGGAACAGCACUCAGUUGCAGGGUCAGCACUGGAGGCGUCUUCACCAGCCAUGACAUCACCAUCAGCCAGCAGUCUCUCAGGAGAGAGGAGAAUGGAGUGUCCCAUAUGCUCUGUCGUCUGCAGAGAUGGCUUCUCUCUACAGGAACAUGUGGAACUGCAUUUAGACCACGGAGCAGCUGGGAACUGUGCAGGGAGUCCUGGCUCAGACCUGAAGCUGGCCAUGCAGCUGCAGCGAGAGGAGGAGCAGAGGAGGAGGCAGGAGGAGGCCCAGCAGGAGAGCGAGGAGUUCAAGAAACUGCAGAGGCAGUUUGGUCUGGAUGGCAGAGGGGGCUAUUGCAGACAGAUUGAGAAGACCAUGGAAAGAGCUGUGGCCAGAGGUCUCAUGGCCCCCGCAGAGUUCCACUGUAAGAGGGCUGAGAUGAUGGAAUCCCUGGCUUCAGGGGUUGAUGAUGGCAGAACUAGAACUCAGGGUGUGAUCAGAGCGUUGUAUGAAUACUACCAGACUGAAUGCAGAGACUGUGUUCAUGUGUGGCUGAGUGCUGACACUGACCACUACUGCUCCUCAGUGGGGGAUAAAGGCUGGGGCUGUGGAUACAGAAACUUCCAGAUGCUCAUCUCCUGUCUGCACAGAAUAGACACAUAUUCUCCUCUCCUACAAGAGAAGGAAGUGCCUAGUAUCCCUCAGGUGCAGAGUAUGAUUGAGGAGGCUUGGAAAGAGGGACUGGAUCCACAAGGUGCAUCCCACUUCAACCAGCGCUUGCAGGGAACACGAGCCUGGAUCGGAGCUACAGAGAUCUACACCCUCCUCACUUCUCUGGGAAUCAGUGCCCACAUCAUUGACUUCCACCAGCCAACGGGCUCUGGUAGCACCCACCCUCGGCUGUUUGACUGGGUGAAGCAGUACUUCUGUCAGUCCAGCAGGAACAACAGACUGCCCCCCAGACUCAUUCAGACCUCCCUGCCCCCACUUUACCUGCAGCACCAAGACUCUAUCCCAGAUCCUACAUGUGUGUUAUUGUGUUCCUAUGCAGGACAUAGCCGCUCUAUAGUUGGCUUGGAGCAGAAGAAGAAUGGGAGCCUGUGCCUCCUGGUUCUGGAUCCUGGUUCCAAAGCAUCAGACAUCAGGAAGCUGCUGAGUGGGGACACCAUCUCCGCAGCCGUCCGACACAUCAGGAAACUCCCCGGCAGCCUGAAGCACAAACAGUACCAGGUGGUGGCAGUACACGGCGUGUUGUCUGCUGAAGAGAAACAGAUUAGCAUCUUGAACUCAAGGACAUUGUGUGCUGAAAGGAUCCCAUGAACAGAAACACACUUCCUUAUCUCCUCUGUUUGUUUUUACUGUGAAUAUACAUUUCAUCUCUCUCUUCAAGCUCUUUAAUGUAGUUGUUUACUAAUUUGUAUAAAUUGCACUUUUUAAAUGUUAAAAAUAAACUUUUUGUUCGUA